Messenger RNA from Eufriesea mexicana, 966 nucleotides. It is a transcript of the gene firl, whose product is annotated as firelighter. Gene Ontology annotation, molecular function: oxidoreductase activity, acting on the CH-OH group of donors, NAD or NADP as acceptor. Bases 1 to 966 code for a protein of 321 amino acids. The transcript has 7 exons. Gene Ontology annotation, cellular component: lipid droplet. The record is from RefSeq and is a predicted model, not a curated record. NCBI's taxonomy places the organism in Eukaryota, Metazoa, Arthropoda, Insecta, Hymenoptera, Apidae.
AUGCCAAGUGUGAAAAAUAUCCUCGAGUUUACUUAUUUGAAUUUACUCUACGAUCUCUUCGUCUUAUCAGUGAAGAUCACUUUUGCUAUGACUGCGGCUACUUUUAAGAUGAUUAUACCGCCUCGAGCAAAGAAUUUAUUAGGAGAAACGGUGUUGAUAACCGGUGCUGGACAUGGAAUUGGUCGCGAAUUGGCUAUCCAGUUAGCUUCUUUGGGUUGCAUAAUUGUCUGUUGGGACGUAGAUGCUGAAGGAAAUCGAUCGACUAUGAACGUGGUGUCAAAAAAUGGUGGAGAAGCUUACGGUUUCGUGGUUGACGUGUCGAAAAGAAUAGAAGUCCGAGAGACUGCAAGGCUGAUGAGAAAGAUGGGCGUGCCAGACGUGACCAUUCUAAUUAACAAUGCCGCCGUAUUAUAUCAUCGUUCGUUUUUGGAUCAAGACUCGGAUCUCAUAGAGAAGACGUUUAAUGUCAACGUCCUGUCGAACUUUUGGACCAUACAGACAUUUUUACCAAGCAUGAUACAGAACGGAAAGGGACACAUAGUGUGCGUAUGUAGCAUGUGCGGCAUAUACGGGGUGUUUCAGAAAAUAACUUACUGCUCCUCCAAGUUUGCCGUAAGAGGAUUGAUGGAGGCUCUUCACGAGGAGCUGCGUUUGGACUCCAACUGUAGGAAUAUACGAUUUACGACUGUUUAUCCGUUUUACGUGGACACUGGAUUAGCCAGGGACCCAAAAUAUAGAUUCCCUUACAUAUUUGGCGUAACUUCACCGACGUACGCUGCUGGAGAGAUAAUCAAAGCAAUUAGGAGGAAUUACACCGAAUAUACUAUUCCUAGAUGUCUUCUUACCCUAAACUCUGUCAACAGAAUACUACCUGAAACCGUGAUGUGGCUGAUCCUCGACUUCCUUGCAGACGUGGGUCGAAAACGCCGGGAAAAACUGGCAGUUGGUGGAACUGUCGCUUCGUAA